AUCCUCUCUCUCUGAUGCUGCAUCUUCCUUCUUAGUUCUUAUAACUAUUUCAAAUCAUUUUAUGUUCUUUCGUCGGAAAACAAAAUAUAAAAAUCAUUGACGUUCUUACUACUAAAAUCCAAUUUGGAGUUACCUUUUUUUUCUUCCGGGAACUUUCAAUCUCGGAAGCUGAAAAGCAGUAUCGAUUUGGUUUUGAUCGAGUAAAAUGGAAGAAAAGCAUGAGGAUUCCAGUUUUUCUGGUUUGGACGACGAUUCCGGCAGUAACGUGGAUCCCGACGGCGGAUUGUCUGUCAUGAGCGGGUGUUUUUUCUUGGAUCAUGUUGGCGAAGUUUUGCUUUCUCGGAAUCAAGAUGGUUUGUCCUGGAAAUGCUUGGAUUCUUCAGAUUGUGAGGGAACGACUUGUUUGGGAAUUAGAAACUCAGAGAAUUUCAAAACUGAGAUCAAAUUCUCUGAUAUUUAUGCUGUGGAGUUUGCUAACUAUGGCUUGGUGCAUAGUUCAAAGUUAGGCCUUGGACAUGCCAAAGAAUGUUUCCGGGAACGUUUGUUAAAUACUCAAGAGAUGUAUCGGUUCACUGUGCAUGGAUAUCAAUGUUCACCAAAGGAGCCUUGUCUUUGGAAACUUGCGGCAUUCACUUUUGGCCAUAUGAAUUUGCAGACGUGCCAGAGUUGGCUGGAUCAAUUGAAUUACUCUUUGAUCAAGGAAGUAGAAAGACCAAGAAAUCUUUUGGUGUUUGUUCAUCCAAAAAGUGGCAAAGGAACUGGCACCAAGAUCUGGGAAACUGUUUCCAUGAUUUUCAUUCGCGCUAAAGUUAACACGAAGGUGAUUGUGACAGAACGAGCAGGACAUGCAUUUGAUGUAAUGGCAUCUAUCCAAAACAAAGAGCUCCAUUCGUAUGAUGGCAUCAUAGCUGUUGGUGGGGAUGGCUUCUUCAACGAAGUCCUUAAUGGAUAUCUUUUGUCAAGACUUGAAGUCCCUCUUCCACCAAGUCCUUCAGAUUCCUCCAAUUAUGUUCAAAGUAGAGGUAGCUCCUCAGUUCCAGAAUCAGGAGAUGCAGUUCAUGAGACUGACCAAAAGGAACACUCUCCUCUUCUUCCUGAUUCAGUGCAAGAGGUCGUGAAUUGCAGGGCAUUCAACGGCUCAUCUGAAGGAAUUGAAGAUCCCGAUCAUCCCUUCAGUGGUGAAAGGCCUAGAUUCGGCCUCAUCCCGGCAGGUUCAACCGAUGCAAUAGUUAUAUGCACCACAGGAGCUCGUGAUCCUAUUACAUCUGCGCUGCAUAUCAUUCUAGGUAGAAAGCUCUUCCUUGAUGCAAUGCAGGUUGUGCGGUGGAAAACGGCAUCAACCUCCACGAUUGAACCUUAUAUUCGUUAUGCAGCCUCGUUUGCUGGAUACGGGUUUUAUGGUGAUGUCAUUUCAGAAAGUGAGAAAUAUCGGUGGAUGGGUCCCAAACGCUAUGAUUAUGUUGGAACUAAAGUAUUCUUGAAGCACAGAUCAUAUGAGGCAGAGGUGAUGUUUGAAGAAUCUGAACCAGAGAACGCUAAAGCUUCCCCACACACGCGGAGUAAGACAUGGCCAUUCCGAAAUACAACAAGAUCGGAGAAAAUACUAUGCCGUGCAAAAUGCAGUAUUUGUAACUGUAAGGCAGAGGAUGGGAAUAUCAUGCGCACAACACCAAACUCGUGGCUAGAAAAAGCAAGAUGGUGUAGAACGAGAGGGCGGUUUCUGAGUAUAGGUGCUGCAGUGAUGUCAAACCGAAAUGAAAGAGCACCUGAUGGUCUUGUCGUUGAUGCACACCUCUCAGACGGUUUCCUACAUCUCAUACUCAUCAAAGAUUGUUCACGUCCAAAGUACUUAUGGCACCUCACCGAGCUUGCGAAAAAAGGCGGGGAACCUUUGAACUUCGAAUUUGUGGAAUAUCAUAAGACGCGAGCUUUCACAUUUACUUCGAUUGGGGAAGAGAGUGUGUGGAACUUGGACGGAGAGAUCUUUGAGGCUCACCAUUUGUCAGCUCAAGUCUUGCGUGGGCUUAUACCUCUUUUCGCAUCUGGUCCUGAGGUAUAACGAACAUUCAUUUGAAUGUGGUCUUUAUAUGAAGCUCUGUGCCUAGUGACCCAAGUGAAGCAUAUAUGAAAUAUUUGGAAACUACAAAAAGUAUAAUAAUGAACAUGGCAAUGAUAUCGUAAUUCAUGUCCAAAGAAAUUCAGUAUAUGUAUACUGUAUGUAACAUUCCCCAAUUUUACCCUAGGAUCUCAUUUUUUAGGUUGUGCAGUGGAUAAUUUGAGAUUUUCUUGUUGAUUUAUGUUUUAUUAGUUUAAAAAUCAUGUAUUAUAUAUUUAUAUCCAAAUGUUAG
Molecule: messenger RNA, 2348 nt
Organism: Eutrema salsugineum
Lineage: Eukaryota; Viridiplantae; Streptophyta; Magnoliopsida; Brassicales; Brassicaceae
Product: ceramide kinase
Exons: 13
Coding region: 206-2059 (617 amino acids)
Molecular function (GO): kinase activity
Source: RefSeq, a predicted model, not a curated record